UUAAAAUAAUACCAUUAUCAUAUCGUAGAUUAUUGACGAUGGUUUUGCAGGAGGGCGUGAAGAGAUGGUUGGUGGACAUAUCGGAGUGGGAACCCUCUCCCCAAGACUUUUCCGCCGCUUUAUCUUCUCUUCCUCAACUUGACCACCAUUCCAUCACCAGAUUUGUCAAAUUGGAAGAUCGGAAAAGGGCACUUGUGAGCAGGCUGCUUCAGUAUUCCCUUGUGCAUCAAGUGCUGGGAAUACCAUUUCAGGACAUUCUCAUUAAACGCACUUUUGAAGGCAAACCCUACUUGGAAGGUAGUGAUUAUAGUAAAACCCUAGACUUUCCCAAUUUCAACUUCAAUGUGUCUCAUCACGGCGAUUACGUGGCCAUUGCAUCAGAACCAAUUUCCCUUAUCGGUGUUGAUAUUGUCGCUCCUUCCACUCCAAUUGGGAACAAGGAAACGGUACCAGAAUUCAUUAGUAGCUUCACUUCGUACUUCUCAACCCUAGAAUGGUCCAACAUAGUUAAUGCAGCAAACCAUGAUCAAAUGUUAACCAAUUUCUACAGAUACUGGUGUCUGAAAGAAUCUUAUGUGAAGGCAAUUGGGAAAGGUGUGGGAGAAAGAUUGGACAAGGUGGAGUUUCAUCACAUCGGUUGGAACAACAUAUAUGUUAAGAUCGAUGGAACCAUAUUGAGUGACUGGAAAUUUUGGCUUUCUCAACUGCAGAAGAAUCACUUGAUAGCCAUCGCAAGAGGUAAUCCAAAUGCAGCAACGGAUAGCUACAAGAGAACAUUCAAGAAGAUGCAAUUUGACCAAGAAGAGUGCAGAUGUGGUCUACUUCUUCCCAAUACAAGCUUUGAGCUACUGAAGGUGGAACAAUUAAUACUCCAGAAUCCCAAUGAUGCUGGGAAGAAGAUGUAGAAGACUGUAAUAGACUAUUCAUGAGGAUAGGCAAGCAUUGGAUGUUUGUAGAAUGGGCUUCAAGGGCUGAUAUCAUCGCAGAAGAUGUUUGUAGUCAGUUUUUUUGUGUGCUUGGCUACUUACUUAUCCAUGUUGGAUUUUUGAAAAAGUAUCAUCAAUAUAUAAAUAUAUAAAUGUCAGUUGAUAUUACACAAUCUGGAAGACAGAACUUGGUUUACUAAUGAAAUUCAUAUUUCAUAAGCUUGAGUGAGCUAUCAUUUUCAAAACAAUCAAAUAGAUUUAAAGA
Messenger RNA from Impatiens glandulifera, 1191 nucleotides. Its product is annotated as L-aminoadipate-semialdehyde dehydrogenase-phosphopantetheinyl transferase-like. The transcript has 5 exons. Lineage: Eukaryota; Viridiplantae; Streptophyta; Magnoliopsida; Ericales; Balsaminaceae. Gene Ontology annotation, cellular component: cytosol. Bases 39 to 905 code for a protein of 288 amino acids. Gene Ontology annotation, molecular function: magnesium ion binding; holo-[acyl-carrier-protein] synthase activity. The record is from RefSeq and is a predicted model, not a curated record.